CUGUUUUCAAGGGUAUUAAGAUGAUUCCUCCUGGCACUCAUUUUGUGUAUUACAGUUCAUCAAGCAGGUUGUUGUCCUUUCUGUGUUUAUUGGUACCGGUGACUUUUCAAUCUUGUAUGCUGUGGCAACCGUGAAUUUUGUAUUUUUUGGGAAAUAACCUUGGAACAUGAGAUGGAAAGGAGUUCUCACCAAUUGUUGGAUUCUUUAUUGAUGCUGGCCCUUCGGAGAUCGAAUGAUAGCAAUAUAACCCAAUUGGCUUGGCCCAUGAGACUGACCCAAAGAACCAAUUACUUGCAUGAAUAUGUGUGACCACAGAGAGUGAGAAAUUGCGGGUUCAGAUAUGCAAGUUUUUUAGGACUGCCAUAUUUUCAUUAUUGUUACUUUUAUUUAUGUUUUUUGUAGGAAGAUUCCUUUUCUGUUUCCUGAAUUUGCAGAUUGCCAAUGAUUGGCAUGUAAAAUAGAUGUUGUUGAAUGAAAUAAGGCAGCAGAAGUUAUCCACAAAUUCUAUCACUUUCUCUAUAUUUCUGGAGGUUCCCUUGACUUGACCUCGAAUCCAAGGUAAUUGUUCGUAAAUGGGAUCAACAAGAGGAAAGGUUAGUCAAAGUACCCGAGGAAGAGGUUUUGGGCAUUUUGAAGAAAAUGAAGAAAGAUACAGUCAAGCUGUUAAAAAUUUGGAAUUUGACAGACAACUUGGGCCUUAUAAUCUUAGCCAUUAUGAAGAUUGGAAACGAUUAUCUAAUUUUAUCACAAAGAGCGUCAUUGAAAGGCUUGAGCCCAUUGGAGGUGAAAUCACUGUUGAAUGUGAAAAUGAGAUAGUUCAAAACACUACUAAAAUGCCAAUGGAGGAAGCACUAAACAAGCAACUUAAGGUUGGUAAUUCUGCAACAUCUGUUGGCAAGUCUAAGAGGAAAGGGUGCUAUUAUACCUCAAUUCCACGUGUUGUAAAAUGCAAGGGGAUUAGUGGGCAGGAACUUACUGCUUUGAAUCUUGACAAGACACAAUUAUUAGAAACUCUACUAGCAAAAGAGUAUGGAGGUUCUGAAGACGUGCUUCUUGGAGAACUGCAGUUUGCAUUUAUUGCCUUUUUGAUGGGGCAAUCGCUAGAAGCAUUUCUCCAAUGGAAGUCAUUAGUUAGCCUAUUGUUUGGGUGCACUGAAGCACCUUUCCGAACACGAACUCAACUAUUCACAAAGUUCAUAAAAGUCAUCUAUAAUCAACUAAAAUACGGACUACAAAAAGAUCGCAUGAAUGAAUCAGGAUCAGCAUUGUUGGAUGAUUCUUGGCUUUCUGCUGAUAGCUUUUUGCACCAUCUUUGCAAGGACUUCUUUUCAUCAUUGCUAGAUGGAUCGGUGGUUGAUGGAGAUCUUUUAAAAUGGACAAGGAAAUUUAAGGAGCUGUUGGAGAGCAACCUAGGGUGGGAGUUUCAGCAGAGCAGUGCUGUUGAUGGGAUAUAUUUUGAGGAGAAUGAUGAGUUUGCUCCUGUAGUUGAGAUAUUGGAUGAUGAAACUACAAUGGUUUAGAAAUGUGGAUUAUAUCAUCAUCACUUGGCUAUAACAGUUGUUUCUGGGGAACUAAAUCAUGACUAUCACCCACUUUGCAUGGCCUUUGGCCAACUUACUCUAAAUGGCAUAUCUUGGCUCAUGUUGUACAGUAAAUCAUUCGUAAAGUUCACCUCGGCAAAGCAAACUAUAGGAAGAUCAUUUUACAGUAUCUCAAAUUUCAGUUGUUUUGAAGCCAGAUAUUGGAUCUACAGUAGAAAUUCAGUAACCUUUUCUUUUUGUGGGAUAGACUUUCGAUAACUUUGAUGUAGAUUGAUAUUUAUUUUCUACAUAUCUUCUCAAAUUAUGGAACAUUUCUAGCUGCUCAAAUUUUGAUGUAGAUUGACAUGUUUGAGGAGCUUCUGAGAGUUGAGUCAAUAAGAUAAACAGAAGCCGAGAGGGCCGAGCAUGAUGUACUCAAUUUAAAAAGCGGAAAUUCAGCUAUAAAUUUAUAUUAAAA
Messenger RNA from Cajanus cajan (pigeon pea), 1998 nucleotides. The record is from RefSeq and is a predicted model, not a curated record. NCBI's taxonomy places the organism in Eukaryota, Viridiplantae, Streptophyta, Magnoliopsida, Fabales, Fabaceae.